AUGGGUCUGAGGAUCCGGCGCCGGAUCCGCAGACGACUCACGUUGCCGUCGUGUCCCACUACCUGCACCCCCCCCAACACGUCUCUGUUCGUAAGGAACGUGGCCGACGACACCAGGUCCGAAGAUUUACGAAGAGAAUUUGGUCGUUAUGGUCCUAUAGUUGAUGUGUAUGUUCUACUUGAUUUCUAUACGCGCCGUCCAAGAGGAUUUGCUUAUGUUCAAUUUGAGGAUGUCCGUGAUGCCAAAGACGCUUUACAUAAUUUGGACAGAAAAUGGAUUUGUGGACGCCAAAUUGAAAUACAGUUUGCACAGGGGGAUCGGAAGACUCCAAAUCAAAUGAAAGCCAAGGAAGGGAGGAAUGUAUACAGCUCUUCACGCUAUGAUGAUUAUGACAGAUACAGACGUUCUAGAAGCCGGAGUUAUGAAAGAAGAUCAAGAAGCCGAUCCUUUGAUUACAACUAUAGAAGAUCUUAUAGUCCUAGAAACAGUAGACCAGCUGGAAGACCACGGCGUAGCAGAAGCCAUUCCGACAAUGAUAGAUUCAAACACCGAAAUCGAUCUUUUUCAAGAUCUAAAUCCAAUUCAAGAUCACGGUUCAAGUCCCAGCCCAAGAAAGAAAUGAAGGCUAAAUCACAUUCUAGGUCUGCAUCUCACACCAAAACUAGAGGCACCUCUAAAACAGAUUCCAAAACACAUUAUAAGUCUGGCUCAAGAUAUGAAAAGGAAUCAAGGAAAAAAGAACCACCUAGAUCCAAAUCUCAGUCAAGAUCACAAUCUAGGUCUAGGUCAAAAUCUAGAUCAAGGUUUUGGACUAGUCCUAAGUCCAGUGGCCACUGA
This is a messenger RNA of Neomonachus schauinslandi (Hawaiian monk seal), 837 nucleotides long. Its product is annotated as serine/arginine-rich splicing factor 10-like. NCBI's taxonomy places the organism in Eukaryota, Metazoa, Chordata, Mammalia, Carnivora, Phocidae. The transcript has 2 exons. The record is from RefSeq and is a predicted model, not a curated record. Gene Ontology annotation, molecular function: RNA binding. The coding region runs from base 1 to 837 and encodes 278 amino acids.